CGGCAGCGCUCUCUGCCUUUUUUCAUCCAUCCCUCCCUUUCUCUCUGCUACAGGUGUGAGGAGACCAAUACCAGCCACACACAGGCGCCUGUACCGCCUGGCCGUAACCAGACCUCCAUCUCAUAGCAUUUUAAUAAUCAUAAUACUGACCUGACGUUCUCCAUAGCAUUGCUCACAUAUACACUUACACACCAACUUCUGUCCCAAGACGCGUGUGCCCAGCCAUCUUGACCAGAACAGAUUUACACUUUACAGUUUUAUGAGGUGACAUUCACGGACAGGCAGGAUGAAUUUUGACAAGGUCCUGGACCGGAUUGGCGGGUUUGGACGUUUUCAGAAGACUCUUUAUGUUUGGAUCUGUCUGCCACAGAUCUUUUUGGCCUUCCACAUGUUGGUGUCUGUCUUCACUGGGGCCGUGCCCCCUCACCUGUGCAGAUCUUCUUGGCCAGUGGGGGACAGUGCUGGUCCCAGGCUGAACCUGAACUUCAGUAGUGCUCCUGGGGAGUCCUGCACAUCUUUUCAGGAUGGCUCUCCAUCCCAGCGUAACCACAGUCGGCCAAUUACUGAGCACUCGUCCACCGCAAAGGGCUGCACCGGAGGAUGGGAGUUCAGCAAGGAAGUCUUUCUCAGCACUAUCGCCACCGAGUGGGACCUUGUGUGUGAAAAUGCCACUUUGAACAACAUUGGCUCUUCUAUCUAUAUGUUUGGGCUGCUGGUUGGAGCUGUGCUGUUCGGAGCCCUUGCUGAUAAGUACGGUCGGAGAAUAAUCAUAUUGAUUGGUUUAGCAGUACAGGCCGUCUUCGGAGUGGGCGUCGCUUUUGCCCCAAACUUCUACAUUUAUGUCCUGCUACGCUUUGUGGUGGGCUCCACUGUGUCAGCGGUGAUCAUGAAUGCAUUUGUGCUGGGCACUGAGUGGACCGGUCCUAAAAGGCGCAUGCUGGCAGGUGUCAUCACUGAUUACUUUUUUGGGUUCGGCUAUAUCCUGCUAGCAGGUGUGGCCUACCUCAUUCGAGACUGGCGUAAACUUCAGUUGGCCAUUUCUGCCCCUGGUUUCCUCUUCCUGUUCUAUGUCUGGGUGCUUCCCAAGUCUGCCCGCUGGUUAAUGGCCAAUAACAAGCAUGAAGAGGCGUUGGAUCUGAUCCGCAAGGCAGCACUUAUUAAUGGAAAGCCUCUGGAGAACGAUGACAUGGAGCUCUAUCAGAGUCCUAAAAGCUCCGAAAAACUUCAAGAGCAGAGGAAGUACACAGUCUUGGAUCUGGUCCGAACGCCUAGAAUGAGGAAACAGUCUCUCAUUCUCUUCUACCUGUGGUUUGUGAAUGUCCUGGUCUACUAUGGGCUAUCGCUCAACAUUUCAGACUUUGGUAUGAAUAUCUACCUGACGCAGAUGAUCUUUGGCUUGGUGGAGAUGCCGGCACGUACCAUUACUCUCUUCACUCUGAACCGCUCACGCCGGAUAUCCCAGCUAGCAUUCCUGGCAGUUGGCGGCCUGGCCUGCCUACUUACCAUAUUCAUUCCAGAUGAUCUGUCCAUUGUUCGUACUGUACUUGCUAUGGUGGGCAAGUUUGGCAUCACUGCCUCACUGUCCAUUGUGUACAUCUAUUCAGCUGAAGUCUUCCCGACAGUCAUCAGACAAAAUGGCAUCGGUAUGGGAUCGAUGUGUGCACGGGCUGGGGGAGUGAUCGCACCAAUCAUCUACCUCCUGAGAAGCAUCGGCCGUCACACCCCCAUGGUGGUCUUCGGCCUGUGUCCCCUCAUAGGCGCCGUCCUCACAAUGUUCCUGCCCGAGACGGCUCAUAAACACCUGCCAGACACUAUAGAGGAUGUGGAAAACACCAGUGCCAGCGCUGCGGCUGAGAAGUCACAACAUGCCAUGUAUGAAGAGUGUCCCAAACAGAACCCCAACAUCAUCCUCUGAGUGCCGGCCUGAUGUCAGACUGUCUCCAGACAACCAUUUCAGAAGGAAAGACUUGUCACGUGUCCUUUCCAACUUUUCUUUCCGGAAGUACUUGAACAAGUGUUGCAACCAAAUGAGUGCUAUAGCAUGAAGGCUAAUUACUGAUUAUGGAAGAUGAUUAUGGAACCAUAACAUACACUGAUAUAAGGGCAUUUUCUCUCUCAAACACACACAUCUGAAAGCCAAGGUUUCAUUCUGCCACUUGUACAUUUAUAGUUGUAUUUUUCUCUGCUUGAAGGGUUUGUGAAUAUAAUUUCUUACUGUUACAAUUUUGGAUGUUCGAGAACAUAGACAGCUUUUUAUUCAAGUGGCCUUAGUUUUAAAGGUGCUAUAGAUAUAAUGGAUAUAUUGCAUAUAUGCAUUGAUAUAAUGUGUUAAAUUGUUCUCUGAUGUCUAAAUAGAAGGUAUGAGGCUUCUCCAGAAACACUUUGCAGCUCUAUUUCCAACUCUAGCAAUUGGCCCUAAUAUGUUAUGGUUGGUUUUGACCAUAUUUGGAAGGGUUGUGAAUAUUAAUGAGCUCUGCUCUGAUGCUCCUGUAUCCUGAUGCACACAGGCAUUCUAAAAUACCCACUUAGAAAAUAAUCUUGCUCUGGUUUAGGGUUAUUAUGAUACUGGAAUUUGAUACCAAUCAGUUCUGAAAUUUUAAAAACGUCCAUUUCCCACUUACAUUUGAGUGCUGAUGAGCGCCGAACUCGCCGCUGUUUGCUGAGUGUAAACACAGAUACAGGCACACUGGAGCAUUUCAGUCACGUUAAUCAGCUGGUUUGUCCAUAAGCUGACAUGCAAUAGAUCCACUGAUGAAUCGCGGCUGUGAAACGCUCCAGUGUCUGUAUCUGUGGUUACACUCAGUAAACAGCGGUGACUUCGGUGAACUGAUGACCUUCACGGCCAAUCACAGUCAUUUCUGUUGAGCACGUGACCACAAUGGCUAACCUUUACUGAUCGGUACCACAUUCCAGUAUCAUAACAAGCUUACUUUGAUUAUCCAAAUAUUUCAACAGGGUAGAUUACUUAUCACAAUCUUUUGAACUGAAGUGGUAGAGGUGUUUAUUUUAGCUAGGAGUGAGUGAGUGAGCUAUGUGAGUGAGGCUAAAUUAUAAUUAUACUCGACAAAAGGGACCGCCAGAGAUGUAAAUAGUGCUGUAUUCUGUGGUUUUAACAUAUCUGAACACACAGGCAGGAAUGAAUAUCAACCUCCACAUAAACAGAUGAGUUUUAUAAAGUUUAUUGGUAAGAGCGGAGUGAUAUGACAUGAUGCAUAAAGGUGCAUUAAACACUUUUAAUAAUCA
Molecule: messenger RNA, 3243 nt
Organism: Danio aesculapii
Lineage: Eukaryota; Metazoa; Chordata; Actinopteri; Cypriniformes; Danionidae
Exons: 10
Coding region: 287-1915 (542 amino acids)
Biological process (GO): transmembrane transport
Cellular component (GO): membrane
Molecular function (GO): transmembrane transporter activity
Source: RefSeq, a predicted model, not a curated record